GCGGGAUAGUCUUUAUCACAUCAUUUUACAUUUUUUAUUAAUUAUUAAAUAAACUGAUCUACUAAAAAGUAUGGAAAAUAAUUAAAAUAUUCUCAUCUGGUUACAUAAUUCGCAGUAAAAUUAAGUAAUUUGAAAAUCUGUAUUGAGGGUUAAAUAAUUUUUAAAAAAUGGACAGAGGUUAUACUACGAUAGAAGAAAAUAAUGUCGCUUACGAAUGGGAGAUUGAUAAAAUGGACUUUUUUCUCAAUAGUAAAAAUAGUUUUACACUCACUUCACCCAACUUCACAUCGGGAUCCCAAAUCCAAGAUACAUGGCGUCUUAAAUCAAUCUUUGAUUCUGAAGACGAUGUAAACUUUUACUUGUGUUUAACAAGUGAUCAUCACAAAUUGAAUACAAAAUUUUAUUUAUUUUUUUUUGAUAGUAAGAAAAAUAAAAUAGUUUCUAAAACAACGUAUUACAAAUCUUUCAGUAAAGGUGAAGAAUCGAAUUUAUCAAUAUCCAAAAAAAACUUAUUGGGUAAUGAAGAUACAUAUUUAUCUGAUAAUACUUUUACAGUGGGUAUUAAUCUUACUGUAUAUGGUGUCAUUACAACUGCCACAAAAGUUUUAUCAAACAUUCCAAAACAUCAAAUGGCUCACGACUAUACAGAACUGUACAACUCUAAAAUAAGUAGUGAUGUUAUUAUAAAUGUGGGUGAAAAAGAAUUCCAAGCCCACAAAAUUAUUCUGAUGGCACGAAGUCCUGUUUUAGCUGCGAUAUUUUCUCACGAAAUGAUUGAAAAGAAGGAUAAAAAAUUAACGAUAAGAGAUAUUAGUCCAGAAAUAUUCGAAAAAGUAUUGGAAUAUAUUUACACUGAUAAAGUAACUGGUCUGGAAGAGAUUGCUGAUGAUUUAUUAGAAGCUGCGGACAAGUAUCAGUUACUGUCACUUAAAAUUAUUUGUCAAGAAUCGCUUAGUGAAACUUUAACUGUUGAAAAUGCUUUGAAAAUAAUGACUUUAGCUGAUCGUCACAGCGCCAAACAUCUAUUGGAAUUCACAAAUACGCUUAUGGCAUCAAACAUCAAACAGAUUAUCGAGACUCAAAACUUUAAAGAAUUUAAAAAAUCAAAUCCUUCUUCAGCAUUGGCAAUAAUGGAAAAAUUCAUAGUUUGCAACAAAGGAGAUUAACUUAAAUAGUACAACUGCCAAUACGCAAAUUAACAAGUUGAUCAACAAAGAAGAUUUGAACUUAGUACAAUAACUUGGUGCUCAAUAUUUCAUAAUUUAAAUACUAGAGUAUUCGUCAUUCAAUAACUUCAAACAUAAUCAUUUAUUAUUACAAGCCUGAUAAAUCGAAAUUUAAAAUAUAAUAUAAAUAAAUUAGGAAUAAAGUUUUGAUUCAUAAUUCACCAUAA
Messenger RNA from Microplitis mediator, 1393 nucleotides. RefSeq names its product speckle-type POZ protein-like. NCBI's taxonomy places the organism in Eukaryota, Metazoa, Arthropoda, Insecta, Hymenoptera, Braconidae. Gene Ontology annotation, cellular component: cytoplasm. The coding region runs from base 168 to 1166 and encodes 332 amino acids. The record is from RefSeq and is a predicted model, not a curated record. The transcript is spliced from 2 exons. Gene Ontology annotation, molecular function: ubiquitin protein ligase binding. Gene Ontology annotation, biological process: regulation of proteolysis; proteasome-mediated ubiquitin-dependent protein catabolic process.